CCAGUGUGCAUCUGUCAUACUGAAUACGCACUACGUCAAACGAUGUGCCAUCAAAGUGGGUAUCCUUCUUAGUUUCUGUUUUAUUGAUGAUUCUCUAUUUCAGUGCUAGCUGUAUAGAUACUAGUAGUGCAACGUUGGAGGCACGUCAGAUGUUUACUCAACACAGAAUAGACUCUAGUCUGGCAAACAUCAGCUGACGAUCUUCAUCUGGAAAGCAAAAUGUCGUUCAGGGAUAAAGGGUGUUUCCAAUGUGAAGUCUGCUCAAAGAGUUGUAAAGGCAAGUCUCUUCUAGAAAUACACAUGCGUGUUCAUUCUGGUGAAAGACCUUUCACGUGUGGAAUGUGCUUAAAGGAUUUCUCAGCCAAGCCUAACAUUAAAAGACACAUGCAGAUCCACACUGAAGAAAAACCUUUCAAAUGUGAAUUGUGCACGAAAUGUUUUACAAAUCGUUCCAAAUUCAGAGAACAUAAGCUGAUUCAUACUCGUGAGAAAACUUUCAAAUGUGAAGUGUGCACGAAAUGUUUUGCUUAUAAAUCCAGCUUAAAACAACAUAUAAUGAUUCAUACAGGCAAGACACCUUUCAAAUGUGAAGUGUGCCCAAAAUGUUUUGCACAGAGAGUCAACUUAAAGCAGCAUAUGUUGAUUCAUACUGGUGAGAAAUCUGUCAAAUGUGAAGUGUGCACAAAAUGUUUUAGAUGUAGAUCCCUCUUGAAAAAACAUAUGUUGAUUCAUAAUAGCGGUAAAACUUUCAAAUGUGAAGUGUGCACAAAAUGUUUUGCUUAUAAAUCCAGUUUAAAACAACAUAUGUUGAUUCAUACUGGUGAAACACCUUUCAAAUGUGAAGUGUGCCCAACAUAUUUUGCAUAUAGUUCCAAAUUAAAGCGGCAUAUGUUGAUUCAUACUGGUGAGAAACCUUUCAAAUGUGAAGUGUGCACAAAAUGUUUUACUCGGAGUUCCAGCUUAAGACAACAUAUGUUGAUUCAUGCUGGGGGGAAAAUUUUCAAAUGUGAAGUGUGCACAAAAUGUUUUGCUUAUAAAUCCAGUUUAAAACAACAUAUGUUGAUUCAUACUGGUGAAACAACUUUCAAAUGUGAAGUGUGCCCAACAUAUUUUGCAUAUAGUUCCAAAUUAAAGCGGCAUAUGUUGAUUCAUACUGGUGAGAAACCUUUCAAAUGUGAAGUGUGCACAAAAUGUUUUACUCGGAGUUCCAACUUAAGACAACAUAUGUUGAUUCAUACUGGGGAGAACUGAACUGAAGAUGUAGAUUGAGUGACAUGAUUCUAGACAAACAAGUGUGUAUUCAUCUCUGAUGAGGAUUUUGUGACUGAAUAAAAAGAAGUAGACAAUAAUCCAGCUUUUAAUUAUUUAUUCAUUGAUUUUCUUAGUUAACUCAAAACAUAUAUUAACUGUAUUUUAAGACUAUAUGUCAGAAUUAACAAAUAAAUUACCUCCAGUAGCCGAUAAUAAAUAAUGUUAGAGCGUAUUUUCUUGUAUCGGUUUUAAGGUAUUGUAGAUUUUAAAAAUGCUCCAUUAUAUCAUAAUUGUGUAUUACUUUAGUGUUCUGAUUUAACAAUAUUACUAUCACUUUUGACUGUUAACUUGUUUUAUGCGGUAACUGAUAACCUAAUAACCAGCAUGAUGGACUCGCCAGUU
Messenger RNA from Gigantopelta aegis, 1653 nucleotides. Its product is annotated as zinc finger protein 676-like. The transcript has a single exon. Gene Ontology annotation, molecular function: RNA polymerase II cis-regulatory region sequence-specific DNA binding; DNA-binding transcription factor activity, RNA polymerase II-specific. Gene Ontology annotation, biological process: regulation of transcription by RNA polymerase II. NCBI's taxonomy places the organism in Eukaryota, Metazoa, Mollusca, Gastropoda, Neomphalida, Peltospiridae. The record is from RefSeq and is a predicted model, not a curated record. The coding region runs from base 220 to 1251 and encodes 343 amino acids.